UCCGCCACAAUAAUACAACAAGAGUAAACUAGCUCAGCUCUCUCUCCCCCACUCCCUCCGCCCCAACGCGCCUGGCACUCUCGGUAUGGCGGACGGCGAGAGGUCCCCGCUCCUGUCGGAUCUGGGAGAUGCUGCUCUCGGCAGCGGCAACGGCGGUCUGUCCCCCGGCGCGGCGCCCUACGGUGUGGCCGGCAAGGCGCAGAGCUUCCCGCCGUUUCCCAGCCCCACUCAGCCCUCUGUGCUCUUUGGGGAAGACCCGCCGCCGUAUUCCCCUCUGACCUCACCGGAGAGCGGCAGCGCCCCCGUCAUUAGCUGUAGGGUGUGCCAGAGUCUGAUCUCGGUGGAGGGGAAAAUCCACCAGCAUGUGGUCAAGUGUGGCGUCUGCAAUGAAGCCACGCCCAUUAAGAACGCUCCGGCAGGGAAGAAAUAUGUCCGCUGUCCCUGCAACUGUCUGCUCAUCUGCAAAGUCACCUCCCAGAGGAUUGCCUGUCCUCGGCCAUACUGUAAGCGGAUAAUCAACCUGGGUCCUGUUCAUCCCGGACCGGCCAGUCCAGACCCCCAGCCAGCCGGGGCCCGGGUCUCGUGUGGACACUGCAGCAACACUUUCUUGUGGACCGAGUUCACAGACCGCACACUGGCCCGUUGCCCACAUUGCAGGAAAGUUUCCUCCAUUGGUCAGAGAUACCCCAGAAGGCGGAGCUUGUGGUGUUUUCUUCUCUGCUUGCUGUUCAGCAUUUCUACUGCUGGUCUGAUUGCCGGUACGUGGCUCCAGGUGCAGACCUACCCGGGUAUCUACGCCUCAUGGGCCAUUCUGCUGCUCCUAGUGGUGGUGACGCUGGCACGGGCCUUCUACUGGGCCUGCAUGCGAGUCAGCCAGCCUCUCCAGAGCUUCACAUAGACACGCCCCCAAUCGUUCCCAACCCCUUUCCUCCAAAUCUGAAGCGCCCUCUUCUUCACUGUCGAGGCUGGAGGAUAAAUGGCUUUAAAAACAACGGUCAGAUCAAGAUAACACACAUUUAUUUCAGCAGAGUCCUUCAUUUUAGUCACAUGCUCUUACAACUGGCGACUUCCUCUAUUGACUUAGCUGUUUAUUUAUUAUAAUCCUGUGGCCCCGCCCUCUUACACCUUGUACACCAGGGCUUAAAGUGACCUCUGUUACCGUCCCCCCCCCAAACAUCUGCAUCAUUUCAUCGCGUAGAAGCAUUUAACAUUUCUAAACCAGCAAGGAAGCAAAUUGAUGUUAGCGACCAGAAGGACGUCGUCUCCCCCGUGAAUCACAAGGAUGAAGGAAACGUUUGAAAUGAGAAGUUUUGAAGCAUGUGAAUUUUUCUCCCCCGGGGAUCAGCUUUGAUAUCAGGCGGCCUGAACGCCUUAAAAGCAACGGUAAUGGAAGGAAUUUAGCAUCCGUGUGCACGCUGUAAACAAAAAUACGUCUUUGAAGCAUCCGCACUACCGCUUUAAUUCCAGUUAUCUCAGCAGCUCUAUUGUUUGACAUUAUUAUCAUCAUAUCUCUCAAUAAGGGGUGUCCAAAAUUUUGGAUGGGGGGGGCUUUUUAUUCUUCACAUUUGUGUUUAUUAAACACUCUAAAAGCAAUCCAAUGUAGGUCACAAUAUGCUAAGCAGUUCAAUAUAGUUGACUACAUACAUAAUAUGCAAAUAUACAACAUUUUGUCAUAUUAGUUUUUCAUCCAUCCAAUUUUAAAUGCCGCUUAUCUUCACUAAGGUCACGGAUAUGCUGGAGCCUAUCCCAGCUGACUUUGGGCAAGAGGCGGGGUACACCCUGGACUGGUGGCCAGCCAAUGGCAGGGCACAUAUAGACAAACAACCAUUCACACUCACAUUCAUACCUAUGGAAAAUUACAGUCGGCAAUUAACCUAACAUGAAUAUUUUAAUGUCUUAUUAGUUUUUUCUCAACUAAAAUUUUCAUGAAUUAAUGUCCUUAUCAAAAUAAUAUAUAAAUACUGUACGGGCCAUGUGAUUCUUGUUUAGUUUAGUUUUUUGGACAAAUUCAAAUAUAAUGGUAUAGACAAUAAUGGAAAAUUGAUUACAUUUUGCAAAAAUACAAUUCCCGAAUAAUGUGAUUGCUGCUUUUUUUAGUUUAAUUUUUAAUUUUGCUUAAAUGACCAAAUCAUUUACAUAGCAAACAACUUUUUUGCACAACUUUUGGAUUGUUACUUUUCAGUGUGGCCCUAAUCAUCCUAAUGCAUCCUUGAUGCGUGUCAUAUUUCAUGUUAAAAAAAUAAUAAUAAAAUUCCACAGAUCAACCAAAACAAGCUGCGAAACGCAAAUGGCCCCCGGGUUGGAGUGUGGACACCACUGCUGCAAGCACAUAUAAAGCAAAAACACUCACGUUUUUAAUGCGUUUUGGAUUUACCGUCAUAUUAUCACUUUGCUUUGCGAAGCAUAGAAGAAAACGAAAUCCCUCCUUUCUGUGAAUGUACCACUAGGCCCCGCCCACAAAGGGGAAGGCGAUGUUUAAAGCUGUAGAUGCCGUGCUUCCCUAUUAGUUGCUUGUGUCGAGUAGGAGGAGUUUUCAUUUACGGAAAAAGGACCGUUUUUUUAGGCUACCGGUAACUUUCCGCUUUGGCUGACUUUAGUGUCGUGAAGGAUAUAUCGCCAUGGUAACCAAGAGAAAAAUAGCAGAAGAGCCUUUGGACCUCAGUGUGCUUAAUGAAAUAAUUGCUGCUUCAUGUUCAACUGGAUUCUGUUAAGACCGCCUCCUCCAACGACAUCCUGGAUUGUUUCACUUUGGCGAUGCGAACCGCCAUUAUUGCGGGCAUUUUUGUGUGUAAAUAAUCGUUUUUUUUUUGUUGGCGUGACGGGAAGUGAUUAAGACAAUUAUGUUGCACUCGGAGCGAGGAGGUUAAAAAAACACUAAAGUGGUGAUCGUUUUUACUUCUGUUACAUAUUUAAUGAUUUAUUGAGUUACUAACCUGAUGAGCCUGAACACACACACACACACACACACACACACACACACACACACACACACACACACACAGCACCUUGCACUGCAGUGUCAGACUGCAUUCACCAGACCAGGUGAUGCUACGACUCGGCCGAGGUCUCACAUUAUUUAUUGUUGCGCUUUGGAGAGAAGUCAAAUUUGAAGGCUACAUUGUUAUCAUGCUAGCAAAAGGCCUUAUUUUACUGUUUUCAACCAUAGAUUAUCAUGUUUUUUUAUUUUACGAAAUCAGUGCAGUUAUCUCGAUGGUGUUUUAAUAAACGAGUCAAUUGUGUAUCCGUGGCGAUGGUGUUUUAUGAAUGAUGUUCAUGAAUCGAGAGGCCGCCUGACGCUCUUCUCAGAGUGUGUUUACACGCAAAUAAAGACGUGACCACGUGGAAAACA
Molecule: messenger RNA, 3349 nt
Organism: Dunckerocampus dactyliophorus (ringed pipefish)
Lineage: Eukaryota; Metazoa; Chordata; Actinopteri; Syngnathiformes; Syngnathidae
Gene: pip4p1a
Product: phosphatidylinositol-4,5-bisphosphate 4-phosphatase 1a
Exons: 7
Coding region: 86-898 (270 amino acids)
Biological process (GO): phosphatidylinositol dephosphorylation
Cellular component (GO): plasma membrane; late endosome membrane; phagocytic vesicle membrane
Molecular function (GO): phosphatidylinositol-4,5-bisphosphate 4-phosphatase activity
Source: RefSeq, a predicted model, not a curated record